Messenger RNA from Dictyostelium discoideum AX4, 3168 nucleotides. RefSeq lists its product as hypothetical. Lineage: Eukaryota; Evosea; Eumycetozoa; Dictyosteliales; Dictyosteliaceae. The transcript is spliced from 10 exons. The record is from RefSeq and is a predicted model, not a curated record. Bases 1 to 3168 code for a protein of 1055 amino acids.
AUGAAAUCAAUUACAUCUUUUUUCCUCAUUUUAUUUAUUUCAAUUGUCUCUUCACUAAUUGAAUCAGAAUAUUCUUGUUUUUAUAAAUUUGCACGUGAUUGUGGUAAUUUAGCUACUUUUGGUGAUGCUACCAAAGGUUAUGAUUUUUGUUACCUUCCAACAUUAAUCAAAUGUAAUUCCGAUAAUGUUACAUCCAUGCAAGUUGCUUUCAACAAUUGGGUUGAAAAUGCAAGUGAUAUAAAUUUUGAUCAAAUUAAUAUUGAAUCAAUUACAAAUUAUAUUCCAUAUUAUAAAAUAUUUUCAAUAAGUUCAAAUAAAUUUAUUCUUGAUGGUGUACAAUUAAAAUAUUUUCAAAAUGUUCAACAUUUUUAUUCACCUACAUCUUUAAUUAAUUUAUUAAAUGAUGGAACAAUACCUCAAAAUAAAACUCUAAUUGAUAUGUCUAUUAAAUCAAAUAAAAUUCCAGAUUUGACUGGUUUUGAUUCAAUUCAAUCUUUAAAUUUAAUUUUACCAAAAACAUUUGAUAGUUCAUCAUUUAGUAAUUUAAAAAGUUUUUCAAAAUUAUCAUCUUUUAGGUUGAGACAAGAUAGUCCAUUAUUUUGUUUUGAUUUUAUUAAUGAUAUUAAUCAAUUAUCAAGUAAAUCCUUAAUUUCACUCUCAAUUAUUGGAUGUACGAAACCAUUAACAAGUUUAUAUUCUUUAAAAAAUAUUUCAAAUAAUCCAAGUUUUAAUUUUGACAUUGAUGGUCCAUUAUACUAUUUAAAUAAUAACAAUGAAAAAUUUUUCCCAUUCAAUGAAAUUCAACCAAUUCAAAUAUUUUCAAUGAAAGGUGGAAGUUUUAAAAUGGUUAAUAUUGGUAGUUUAUUCCAAAAUGUUGCAACAGUUAAUAGUGUGGUACUUUUAAGUAGUAAUGGUAUUGAAGCUAUUUUUGAACCAAGAAUUGGAAAUUAUCCAAUUAGUUUAGAUAUUUCAAAUAAUUCUAUAACUGGUAACUUAGAUUCAACAUGGUGUUCAACAUUAAUUGUAAUUAAAAAUAAUAAUUUUACAGGUGAUAUACCAUCAUGUUUUUAUUGUUAUUUUGAUGAUCCAUUAAUUAAAAAUAUGAUUACACCUGGUAAUCAAUUUAAUCAAGUGAAAACAGAAUGUACUUCAAUUAUACCAAAUUUAAAAAUAGUAAAUCAUGAAAUUGUUAUUUAUGGUACAGAUUUACCAUUACUUACGACUCAAUUUAAAACAGUACCAAAUUUAUCAUGGUAUAUAAGUUCAAGAGGUAAAGAAAUUAAAGUUAAUUAUGACUCAUUACCAUCAUCACCAACACAACUUAAAACAAUUGAUUUAUUAAUUUUUGAAGGAAAAUAUAAUUUCACACUUGCGUUGGACCAAAAUCAAGCACCAAUAAUUUCAAAAGUAGCAUUUGUGUCAUCAAAUAGUGUUUUAAUUAGUGGUAGUUAUUUCAGUUAUGAUAAAUCAUUGAUUUCAUUUGAGGUUGAUCAUCAACCUUGUAUAAUUACGUCGAGUACAUUCUAUGAAAUUCAGUGCUCGUUAAGUGCAUCAUUUAUAAAUGUAGCAAGUUUAGUUUUAUCAAAUUUAAAAAUUGGUAAUCAUUCAAGUGAGGAUAUUUUAAUAGACACUUCAAUUUCAUUUAUUAAUUUAUAUUGUAAUGAAAAUUGUAAAAGUGUUGGAUAUGGUAUUUGUAAUAUGAAGGAUCAAACUUGUGUAGAAUGUCCAUCAAAUUGUUCAAAUCAAGGUACAUGUAAUAUUUUCACAAACAAAUGCGAAUGUUUUAAUGGAUUUGCAAAUGAUGAUUGUUCAGGUAUUCAAUGUAAUCCAAGUGCAAAUUGUAAUGGUAAUGGUAUUUGUGAUACCAGUAUGGGUAAAUGUAAUUGUGAUAUUAAUUGGGCAUCAUCAGAUUGUAACACUACAAAUCAUUAUGUUAGUAGUGUGAUUUCCACCAGCACAUCAGGAGGCGUGGUCACCCUGCUGGGCAUGUUUGGUGACACGCAUAAUAACCCGUUAAUUAAAAUCGGUGAAUUGACCUGUUUACCAAUUAUUAAAAUUAAUUCAACAAUGAUUCAAUGUGAAAUCGGGCCUGGUAAAGGACACAAGGCCGUCCAAGUCACCCAAAACGGCAUUACAUGGUACGGCAAUGGAUUUAAGUACUAUGAAACCGCACUACCAUGUCCAUCACAAUGCUCAUCACACGGUCAUUGCGAUACAACAACUGGUAUUUGUAAAUGUGAUUCUAAAUGGUCUGGCAUCGAUUGUGCAAUCGAAAUUCAAGUUGACUCACCACAAUCAAACUCAACCAUUGAUAAAGGCACUGGUGAUUCAACUUUAAAUAAUGGUGAAACUAAAUAUUCGAUUUUAAUUACAUCAAUUAAUGAAAUUGACUUUAAUGGUAAUUCAAUCAAAGAAAUUAAUUUAAAAAAUAAUUGGAUUUUCAUUUCAAAUAAAUCAAAUGAUAAUUUUUAUUAUUUUAUACAAUAUUUAAAUAACACAAACAAUAAUGAUAAUGAUACAACAAUAAUUAUAUCAACAAUUGAAGAAGUUAAAGAAAGUAAACAAUUUUCAUUUGCAGAUAUUAAUUUUAAUGUUGAAAGUGGUUCAAUUAAAUUUACAACUACAAUUAAAAAUUGGAAAUAUUCAAGUGUUUUAAAUACAUUACAAUUAAGAAUGAAUACAACUGUUGAUAAAAUUAUAAAAAAUGAUCAUGAUGAUUGUAAUGAAGAUGUAAAUAUUUCUAUUAUUAAUGGCGAUGAUGACGAUAUUGAUAUUGAUAAAGUUAGUUAUAUGACAAUUUCAAAGAAUGGAAAAGUAUUAUAUGGUAGAUUUUUAGAAAAGGCAUUAUCAGAUUCAAGACCUUCUUAUAUUCAAAAUAAAAUAAUUAAAAAAAACGAAAAUUCAAUAUUAAUUGGUUUAAAUUUACCACAUUGUGUCGACUCAUGUAUUGUAGAUCCUGAUUUUUCAGUUUUAGUAAAUCCAGAUUUCUCAUCAAAUUGUAAUAGUAGUGAUAAUAGAAAGAAAUGGUUAAUACCUGUUGCUGUUGUUGUACCAAUUGUUGGUUUAUCAAUUGUUGCAAUCAUAUUUUAUGUACUUUAUAGAAAAAACAGUACACUUAUUAAAGUUCAUUUAUUUUCAAAAGUUAAAUUAAGAAAUAUGAACAACUAA